Molecule: messenger RNA, 324 nt
Organism: Protopolystoma xenopodis
Lineage: Eukaryota; Metazoa; Platyhelminthes; Monogenea; Polystomatidea; Polystomatidae
Source: the annotation of a GenBank genome assembly
CACCCGUACCGCCGGUAUCUCGACGCCCUAUUGCCCAUUGCUAUGCAGCCCUUGUUAGAGCUCGCGACGCUGCUUCGUGUAACCGUUUGCAGUGGAGCUGGGAGGCAGCCUAAGAAAACGUCUCUUGUCACUUCAUCGCCUCCGGAGGGGAAGCGUGGGAAAAAUAAACAUACUAUUAGUAGAGUGAAAAUUCACCAUUUUAUUAUUAGCAACCCAUUUGUCUGCUUUCAAAGAGAGCCUCUUAUCGCUUGGCGAAAGAGCAACCGGAGUCGGCUGGAAACCGAGCGACUUGUCAAAACUGAGUCGGCCUGGACACCGGCUUGA